UGUUUCCUUUUCCCUAAAAUCCUAGGGUUUAGGGUUUUUCCAAUUCGCUAAAUUAUUAACCGGCCGGGAAUGGGGAAGAAGAAGCAGAAGUUGGUGCUGCCGCCGGAGCUUCCUCCCGAAGUUCCCGAGGAAGAGGUUGAAGUGUCAGAUGAGGACGUACAGUUCGUCAAAGAGAAUUUGGAAUACGCUGGUUUCGUUUCCAAUUUGGACACUCAUUCCAUCACCAAGCAUGUUACGCGUGUGGCUGAUGCGAACGAGGAGGCGUUGGAAUCAUUAUACGAGAAAAGGUUGAGAAAAAAGCUGGAAAACAAAGAGAAAGAGCAGAAUGCACUGGAGGUCGAUCCCGUUGAUGCACUUCCGGUGAAAACUUUGGAUGGACAGCUUUACUAUAGAAGGGUGACAAAGGAGCCUAAAGCUGAAGAGGAAUCAAAAGAAGGCGAAUCUAUUAGUAAGGAUCCUGGUUUGGUCAAGUUGACAAAAGCAGAGAAGCGUGCGAAGCAUAAAAAAUUGAGGAAAGAGGCAAAGAAACAAGCCAAGGAGGAAGUGCAGCAAACACCUCAGGCUGAAGUGUUGGAUGAGGUGAAAAAGGAUCUCACAGCUGAAGAAGCCAGUGAGAGCAAGAAAUAUAAGCUUGCUGAGUUGGGAACCGCGUUACUUGCUGAUCCAGAAUCCAAUAUUAAGCAUAUAAAGGAGAUGCUGGAGAUUUCAAAAGAUGGAGAUGCUGCCAUUGUCAUUCUUGGACUAAAAUCCUUAUUGGCUGUUUUUAAGGAUAUCAUUCCUGGCUACCGGAUCAGACUACCUACUGAAAAGGAGCAAGAGAUGAAGGUUUCGAAGGCUGUCAAGAAAAUGCGAUUUUAUGAGUCCACUCUUCUGUCUGCCUACAAGGCGUAUGUUCAGAAGUUGGUAGCACUGCAACAACAGCCUGUUUAUAAGCGAGUAGCUGUCCGUUGCUUAUGUACUUUGCUUGCAGCGGUACCCCACUUUAACUUUCGUGAGAGCUUGCUGGCCGCAGUUGUUAAAAAUAUAAGCUCCGAUGAUGAUGUUGUAAGAAAGCUGUGCUGUGAAACUGUAAUGUCACUUUUUUCUAAUGAGGGGAAACAUGGUGGUGAGGCCACUGUGGAGGCCGUUAAAAUGAUUGCAGAACUUGUUAAAGCUCACAACUGCCAACUGCAUCCUGAUUCUGUCGAAGUCCUUUUGUCUCUGUCAUUUGAUGAGGAUCUUGGAAAACCAGAAAAUCCAGAUGCAGAUAGCAGAACCAAAAACAAGAAAUCCAAGAAGAGAAAGGGUUUGGAUGAGCCAAAUCAUAUACCAGAUAAUGAGAGGAAGAAGAUUCGGAAAGAGAUGAUUUCAAAGACUCGAGAGGAGGUAAGUGCAGAUUUCAAAGCUGCUUCAUAUGCUCAAGAUCCCCAAGAGCGAAGAAGGGUGCAGUCAGAGACGCUUUCAGCUGUAUUUCAGACAUUCUUUCGGAUCUUAAAGCAUGCUAUGCAGCCAGGGUUAGGAGCCAAUACUGCGCCUGGUGCAUCGGGAAGCCAUCCCCUGCUUGCUCCUUGUUUGAAUGGAAUAGGAAAAUUUUCUCAUCUAAUUGACUUGGAUUUUAUGGCUGAUCUCAUGCGAUGUCUGAGAAAACUUGCUGGAAGCGGCAUACAGUCGGUUGAUUUAUCUGAGAAUUCGUCUUGUCAAUUAACAGUGUCUGAACGGUUGCGCUGCUGUAUUGUUGCUUUUAAAGUGAUGAAGAACAAUCUAGAUGCUCUGAAUAUUGAUUUACAGGAGUUCCUUGUCCAGUUUUACAAUCUGAUACUAGAGUACCACCCAGGAAGGGAUCAGGGAGAGGUGUUAGCCGAAGCUUUCAAGAUAAUGCUGUGUGAUGAUAGACAGCAUGAUAUGCAACGUGCUGCUGCCUUCAUAAAGCGCUUGGCCACAUUUUCACUAUGCUUUGGAUCGGCCGAGUCCAUGGCUGCAUUGGUUUCUGUAAAGCAUCUUCUUCAGAAGAAUGUCAAAUGCCGUAAUCUGUUGGAAAAUGAUGCUGGAGGUGGAUCCGUUGCUGGUGCUAUUGCUAAAUACCAACCUUAUGCCACGGACCCUAACCGGAGUGGUGCACUAGCUUCAGUUCUUUGGGAGCUUAACCUUCUAAUGAAGCAUUAUCAUCCAGCUGUUUGUUCAAUCGCGUCUAGUAUAUCAACCAUGAACACUUCCAACAACCAGGUUUACCACUCCCAUGUCUCCCCGCUACAGGCCUAUAUGGAAUUAUCACAAGAAAACAAGUCCUUUACUGCACCUGGUGACAUAAAAAGAGCAAGCAACAAGAGAAAGAGGGGAAAUGACACCUUGCCCGUCAAAAUUGGAUCAGACCUCAAUCUGAUGGAUCAGGUUGACGAGAAUGAGGUUAGAAAGAAACUCGCUGAGCACUUCUUGUUGCUACGCGAUAUUCAAGAGAAUGAGAAAUUAAGGUCUGAGUUAGACCGUACAACAUUGGCGUUAAACCUCUAUGAACAUUACAAAAAGCAAAAGAAGAGAAAGACAAGAUAGCUGAAAGUUACAGCAGAUGCAUGGUAAAAAACGUUUCACUAUUUUACAUAAUGGCCCCGGGCAGUUUUGUUGUUUACAGCCUACUUGCUUAAUGUUAUAAGAGGCUAAAGAUUGAAUGUUUUCUCACUUUUCCGCUAGAGAUAAAAUUUGAUUAAUCUGAGAAAAACAUGUUUGUCA
Molecule: messenger RNA, 2703 nt
Organism: Sesamum indicum (sesame)
Lineage: Eukaryota; Viridiplantae; Streptophyta; Magnoliopsida; Lamiales; Pedaliaceae
Product: binding protein
Biological process (GO): DNA replication initiation
Cellular component (GO): nucleolus
Molecular function (GO): chromatin binding
Source: RefSeq, a predicted model, not a curated record